Molecule: messenger RNA, 1230 nt
Organism: Penicillium nucicola
Lineage: Eukaryota; Fungi; Ascomycota; Eurotiomycetes; Eurotiales; Aspergillaceae
Product: putative RING finger domain protein
Exons: 4
Cellular component (GO): SUMO-targeted ubiquitin ligase complex
Molecular function (GO): ubiquitin-protein transferase activity
Source: RefSeq, a predicted model, not a curated record
CCUGCACCUGAGACCCUAUCUAUAAAAGCCCACUCGCCAGCGGAUCUGACGAUCUUCCUCGCAACCGUCACUGACCCCACCACCGCCUUAUUUAUCUGGCAGAACAACACCGCCCAGAUACUCGAGCAUCGAAACAAAGAUGGAUUCCAUUCGGAUGCCUCCACCACCUCGUCGGCAGAUACUUAUCAGCUCAUUGGCCUUGGCAUGAGUGGCACUCCAAACCUCCCAUAUUUGCCUGGAGGGCCCAAGCGAACGCAUACACCUCACGAGAUGUCCGAAGAAUCCGACGGCUUUACUCGCGCCGCCUGGAACGAACACUUUCACCCCCCUCAACCUCAGCCUCAGCCUCAGCCUCAGCAUCAAUCCGUUCAGUUGCCACGCUUUCCCGGGGAUGGAUUCGACUACCGGAGGCCCGCCAGACCCACGAACAACCCAGAGUUCGUUGACUUGACUCGUGAAUCAGAAAGUCCUCCUCAAACUCGAUCAGUGGACCUCACUCUGUCCACGCCACCCCAAUCCCGCACAAGCUUGCGGUUUCCUCAGGACAUACUUCAUGUACCCCGAACUAAUGCGCAGCGGGAGGUGAUCGACGUUGACGCCGAACCAAGCAGUGAUAUUGCAGACGCUUUGUCAAGCAGUCCUGAUGUCCAGUUUGUUGGGGCUACCACCAGACCCAGGCCGCUCGAACCCAGGCCUUACAACGAUAUAUGGUCUCAUAUGAGUCGGAUGGCGGCGAGACCCGAGCCACCGCAAGGACGAUCAACAAGACACUGGUAUCCUGGGAGUCGAUAUGCGGAUGGAGAAGAGUUUCAGCCAAUGUCCAUCGGGGACUUUCUGCCCGUAGGACUUGACUAUGGGCUCACUGGUUUUUCAAUCACACCUUCAUUCCCCGCCCCUACAUCUCAGGAAAGUUCCAGAGGAUCAUCCCGAGCAGAAGCAUACAAAUCACCAGAUCCGGCCCCGGAAGGUUUCACCCGCACGCUUUCAGAUUAUGAUGUGGCCAUUUGCCCUAACUGCCAUGAAGAGUUGGGGGUUGGCGAGGGACCUAAAGGGCAGAUCUACGUUUCCAAGAAAUGCGGACAUGUUUAUUGUGGCGAAUGCGCUGAGAAUCGGUCGAAAUCAAAGGCCAAAAGGUCAGGUUCUCAGUCCAAACCAUUUUCAAAGUGCCAGAUCGCAGGCUGCGAGACAUCUUUGAGCAGUCCAACUGCUUUAUUCCAUCUCUUCCUCUGA